Messenger RNA from Tigriopus californicus, 1170 nucleotides. It is a transcript of the gene Rack1, whose product is annotated as small ribosomal subunit protein RACK1-like. Gene Ontology annotation, molecular function: ribosome binding; protein kinase C binding; translation regulator activity. NCBI's taxonomy places the organism in Eukaryota, Metazoa, Arthropoda, Copepoda, Harpacticoida, Harpacticidae. The record is from RefSeq and is a predicted model, not a curated record. The transcript is spliced from 2 exons. Gene Ontology annotation, cellular component: cytosol; nucleus. The coding region runs from base 98 to 1048 and encodes 316 amino acids. Gene Ontology annotation, biological process: positive regulation of protein phosphorylation; rescue of stalled cytosolic ribosome.
AUCGCUGCUUGUUUACCUCCUUCCUUUUUCCGGAACGUGGCCAAGGUUCGACACACGGCCGUUUCAACUCUGAUCGAGAUUUGGUAUUGGAUUCAAAAUGGCUGAGACGCUGCAACUCCGCGGGACCCUGAGCGGGCACAACGGCUGGGUCACCCAGAUCGCCACCAACCCCAAGUACCCCGAGAUGAUCCUGUCGGCCUCGCGCGACAAAUCGCUCAUCGUGUGGAAGCUGACCCGCGAUGAGAUGAACUACGGCAUCCCUCAGAAGCGCCUCCACGGUCACGGUCACUUCAUCUCGGACGUGGUGCUGUCCUCGGACGGACACUUUGCCUUGUCCGGUUCGUGGGACAAGACCUUGCGUCUGUGGGAUUUGUCGGCCGGCAAGACCACCCGCCGCUUCGAAGACCACACCAAGGACGUGAUGAGUGUGGCCUUUUCGGCCGACAAUCGGCAAAUCGUGUCGGGCUCGCGGGACAAGACCAUCAAGCUGUGGAACACGCUGGCCCAGUGCAAGUACACCAUCCAAGAAGAGGGUCACGGCGACUGGGUCUCCUGUGUGCGAUUCUCGCCCAACAACGCCAAUCCCAUCAUUGUCUCUUGCGGGUGGGACAAAUACGUCAAGGUGUGGAACUUGUCUAAUUGCAAGCUCAAGACCAACCACAUUGGUCACACCGGAUAUUUGAACACGGUGACCAUGUCGCCCGAUGGUUCGCUGUGCGCUUCCGGCGGCAAGGACGCCAAGGCUAUGCUCUGGGACUUGAAUGACGGCAAGCACUUGUACACCCUGGAUCAUGCCGACACCAUCAACGGCUUGUGCUUCUCGCCCAACCGCUACUGGCUGUGCGCCGCCACCGGACCCAGCAUCAAGAUCUGGGAUCUGGAGACCAAGAACAUGGUGGAGGAGUUACGCCCCGAGGUGCCGGGCAACAGCCAGUCCGCCCCGCCCCAAUGUUUGUCCAUGGCCUGGUCGGCCGAUGGACAGACGCUCUUCGCGGGUUACUCCGAUAACUUGAUCCGCGUGUGGCAAGUGUCGAUCUCGACCCGAUAAGCGGCUCGGGUGGCCCCCCCAACAACCACGGCUCACACCGAUCGGAGCCGGACCCAAUUCAGCCCUAGUGGCGCUCUAUGUCAGCCCGCGAAGCGUGCUAAUAAAACCAUUUGUUCGCUGAA